This is a messenger RNA of Psammomys obesus (fat sand rat), 2041 nucleotides long. RefSeq names its product ubiquitin conjugating enzyme E2 Q family like 1 (gene Ube2ql1). NCBI's taxonomy places the organism in Eukaryota, Metazoa, Chordata, Mammalia, Rodentia, Muridae. The transcript has 3 exons. The record is from RefSeq and is a predicted model, not a curated record. The coding region runs from base 12 to 851 and encodes 279 amino acids.
CCGAGCCUAAGAUGGCCACGCUGCUCCGUAAAAUCGGGCUCAUUCGCCUGCACAACCGGGACACGGAGGACCCCAAGCACCACCACAACCACCGCGGCGGAGGCGGCGGCCAGCAGAGCGCGUCGCUUCGCGGCAAAGGCGGCGGCAAGAGCGGCGGCCACAAGCAGCAGCAGCAGCAGCAGCAGCAGCAGCAGCACCCCGGCGGCGCGGGCGACGCCAGCCCGGGGCCCGGCAAGGGCAAGAGCAAGCGCGCGGCGGAGCUGGCCGCUCGGCCGGGCCCCGCGGUGGCCGCGGCGGCGGCGGGCGGCAGCCUGGUGCCCGCGGCGCGCCAGCAGCACUGCACACAGGUGCGCAGCCGGCGGCUCAUGAAGGAGCUCCAGGACAUCGCUCGCCUCAGCGACCGCUUCAUCUCCGUGGAGCUGGUCAACGAGAGCCUCUUCGACUGGAACGUGAAGCUGCACCAGGUGGACAAGGACUCGGUGCUGUGGCAGGACAUGAAGGAGACCAACACGGAGUUCAUCCUGCUCAACCUCACCUUCCCGGAUAACUUCCCCUUCUCUCCGCCCUUCAUGCGGGUGCUCAGCCCGCGGCUGGAGAAUGGCUACGUUCUGGACGGAGGCGCCAUCUGCAUGGAGCUGCUCACGCCGCGCGGCUGGUCCAGCGCCUACACGGUGGAGGCCGUCAUGCGCCAGUUCGCUGCCAGCCUGGUCAAGGGCCAGGGACGGAUCUGCAGAAAAGCCGGCAAGUCAAAAAAGUCCUUCAGCCGCAAGGAAGCUGAAGCAACCUUUAAGAGUUUGGUGAAGACACAUGAGAAAUACGGCUGGGUCACCCCACCCGUAUCUGACGGCUGAUGCCUGCACGCACCCCAGACGCUUGAGCCGCCCGUCCACACUCCACCCUGCCAUCUCCUCCCACCGCUGCGCAUCUUCUACCCUUUUCUACUCCAGCCAGAGCUGUGUCCUGAAUGCAAAGGACACACUUAAGUUAUUUAUGAACUGAUGUGUUUACAGAGAGAAAGAGCAAACUGUUCAGGAUUACGUUUCCAUAAUAAAUGACCAUCUCUAAGUCACUUUAGAACCAAUGUCGAGAUGAUGCCGGUCCCCAGCCCCCCUGUGGCAUUGCCCUUAGCUUCUUUCCAUGACAGCAGCUCUGAGCAGCCGGCGGGAACUCAAUGCCCUGCCCGCUCCAUUUCCACGUGCAAGGCGCUGUUCCCAAGCCAGGGGCACCGCACACCACUGGGCUCCGCCGGUCCCUGUUUGCUGUGCUCUGUAUCUGUCUCUCUUCCUGGCAGGUCAACAUAACUUGAAGACGUUAUCUUUCUUUCUGUGGCCUGUGGUCUGCUGUGAUGACACUUAGACCUCAUUCAUGCUAUGACCUUUGGCUCAUGAAAACACACACUAACAUUGCCGGGUUCUAGUGCUGGCUUAAAACCACAAACUGCCCACUUGAUUAAAACGUGUUCCCGCGCUCAUCUUGCGCUGUGAGGCCCUUCCCAGAUAAACCAGUGCCACUUAAUGAGAGGCAGAGGGUGCUGCAGCCACCAGGGGGGCUCAGAGCAGCAGACGGCCAGAGGGAACAUUCUCUUCAGACAUGAGGGAAUGCUCCAAAAGUGCAUCUGUGUCCAUCUCCUCUCAGCCACCAAAAGACAAUUUCCCAUUUGCUGAGGUCAUUAGACUAAUCUGUCUUCCGUGCUAGUGACAGGAGACACCAGAACUGCCAAAGGACACCAAGUGACACCAGGAGGACUUGCAUGAUCCGGUCUGUUACUUCACCCACUAGUCACUUGUGUGUCCCUGAGGUUGAGGCAAGAGCACCCUCCCUGUGGUGUGAACUUCCUGUUAUUUAAUCUCCCCACACUUUCAUUUUGCUCUUCUGUUAGAAAUUUCUAAGAUGCUCCAUGAAAUGAGGAGAUAAUGUUUAUGAUAACAUGCAGAAAGAGGUAAAAUGUUCAUUCCAAGUGGAAAAUCUUAUUGGACACAUUUUAAAUAAAACCAUGCAUACCUGCCACCCAGCCUCGAGGAUCAAUCAAGGUGGACUAGCC